Vitis vinifera (wine grape) is the source of this 930-nucleotide messenger RNA. RefSeq lists its product as uncharacterized. The record is from RefSeq and is a predicted model, not a curated record. NCBI's taxonomy places the organism in Eukaryota, Viridiplantae, Streptophyta, Magnoliopsida, Vitales, Vitaceae. The transcript has a single exon. The coding region runs from base 1 to 930 and encodes 309 amino acids.
AUGUUCUCCACGCCUUUUUGCUCGCAUAUUAUUCAUUACGACCCCCCAAGGGGAUUUCUCGUGCCUAAAUUCUCCACGUACGAUGGGUUUAGCGACCCCUUCGACCAUAUCAUGCAUUAUCGACAGCUCAUGACUCUCGAUAUAGGCAACGACGCGCUACUAUGCAAAGUAAUCCUCGCCAGCCUACAAGGGCAGGCUCUCUCAUGGUUUCACCGUCUACCCCCUAACUCUGUUGGUAAUUUCAGGGACCUGUUGGAAGCUUUUGUGGGACAAUACUUAUGCUCCGCUCGACAUAAACAGAACAUCAGCACUCUACAAAACAUAAAAAUGCAAGAGAACGAGUCUUUGAGGGAGUUCGUGAAGCGGUUUGGUCAAGCCGUGUUACAACUAGAGGCUUACAGCAUGGAUGUUGUCCUACAGAUCUUCAAGCGAAGCAUCUGUCCAGGCACCCCAUUCUUCAAAUCGCUAGCUAAGAAGCCUCCUACGACAAUGGACGACUUGUUCUGGCAUGCGAGCAAAUAUUCAAUGCUCGAAGAUGACGUGCGAGCAGCCACCCAGCAAAUCUUGGUUGCCGGACAGGCAUCCAGAAGUGGUGCGGAAAGAAGUGCCAAACUUCAGGACCGGCCAAGGCCAUCCGGUCAAAGGCAGGAAGAACAAAGCUGCCCGGAAAAGCCGCCCCUCACAUCUCUUUCCAUAUCCUAUGAAAAGCUUCUCCCUAUGAUCCAAGACAUGUCUAACUUCAGGUGGCCUGAACUCCUCAGAGCGGACCCAUCCAAUUGGGAUCAUAGUAAAAAAUGUGCCUACCAUAAGGAGCAUGGUCACACAACGGAGACGUGCAGAAGCCUCCAUUAUUUGGUCGAAAAGCUCAUAAGGGCGGGACAUUUGAAGCAAUACCUCCGCUCAGAUGCCAGAGGUAGAGACGCUUCCUGA